CAGCUAAAUUCAGUGGUGAAAUCCCUGGUGUCCAAAAACUUAGAUUUUUUAAUGUCUUUUUUGUGCUCAGGAUCCAUGAAUCUUUUUCCAACAUCCCCUCCCCUCUCAAGAUAACUAGUUCUUCUUCCCCUAAUCUUGACACUUGAUUUGAUCCAAAUUGUUUUGGUUUUUUUCCCCCUUUUAUUAUGUUUGUUCUUUGCUGUCCUCUCCUCUUUGUCUACCUGUCUCUUGUCUUUUGGUCACACUCUCCUCCUCCCAUGCCUCACCCCACUCCCCACCAUCCUUAUAUCUAUUACAGAGUUUUUCCAAGAGUCACUCUCUGCAUCUGAGCACUUCCUCUCUCAAUUGUUCUCUCAAUCUUGUGGCCGCUUGUUUGUCCAGCAUACACCAGUGUUCAGUGAACUCUUUUCACAGCCAUAUGACCACUACUGGGGAAUAAGCACAGUUUUAGAUGAUGCCUUGUCUGAAUUCUGGUCUCAGUUGUAGGAAAAGGCAUUUCCCCUGCUAUAUAUCCACAGUAUAUAGUUGCACUCUUGAUUACCUGCUUUUUGCCUUGCUCACCUGUCUGCAUACCCAAAUGCCAGCUACAACCUUUUGGACCUCGACAUCUCCACCUACAGAUAACUCGAGCUCUCUGGCUGUUCACACCUUCAUCCAGGGACUGGCAAUCAGAAGAGAUGUGAUCAGCUCAACACUUAAGGCGGCAAAGACUGCAGCUGGGGCAGCCACCAGCUCGAAUGAGAGCAGCAGCACUUGGGCAUGACCUGGACCUUCAAGAUGCAGAGGGAGACAUAAAAGCUGAGACUUGGAGAAAAGCAAAGAAAGAUGCAAAAAGGAGGCAAGCAACUGGGAGAGAUGUAGAAAAAGGAAGAUACCAAUGAAGCCGCUGAGAUGAAGUCUGGACAAAGGGAGAGGGAGGGAAAAAAAGGAUCUGGGGCGGAGCUGAACAGGGAGAAAGUUCUGAAGAAAAAAUUGAGUUCCAAGGAAGCAAGCUGUGGCUGGGGUGAGAAGUGAAGAGGGGCUUAGCUACCCACUCCACACCCCUAGAACCAUUUUGAUGAUGCGUCUCUGGCUCUGGGGGUCCAAGAGUCUCUGGGUUGCUUUAAUAGUCUUCAUGACCAUUGGAUUAGCACUCCAGAUUUGGCAAUGGCCUUUCCAGAGGAGGCCUCCUGGGCUAUAUUUUCAACAACUGUGGGCCUCUACCUCUGGUUCUUUGGCCUCCUCCUGUAAUCCUCAGAAGCAGCUUGUAUUCCUGAAGACUCAUAAAUCUGGAAGCAGUUCUGUACUAAGCCUUCUCCAUCAGUAUGGGGAUCGACACAGCCUACGCUUUGCUCUCCCUGUCCGAUACCAGUUUGGAUACCCAAAGUUCUUCCAGGCUACUUCAGUCAAAGGUUACCUCCCCCAUGGUGGGGGACCCCAGCCUACUUUCCACAUCCUUUGUCACCACAUGAGGUUCAACCUACCAGAGGUACUCCGGGUUAUGCCCCCUGAUAGUUUCUUCUUCUCCAUUGUCCGAGAUCCUGCAGCACUGGCAAUUUCUGCCUUCUCCUACUACAAAUCUGUAUCAUCUGCUUUCCGUGCAGCACCAUCUUUGGCAGCUUUCCUAGCUUCACCACGAGCAUUCUACCGGCCAGGGGGCCGUGGGGACCACUAUGCACGGAACUUACUCUGGUUUGAUUUUGGCCUUCCUCUCCCCCAGGAAAUAAGGGCAUUGAAGAGGUAUCCUAAACCCUUCAAAAAAACCCAGUCCUCGGAUAUACAUAUUUGGCCAUCUAACUCUAUAUCCCAGCCCUCAAAACUUGAUCCCAACUCCCUCUUCAAAUUUCCUCAUUCUACAUCUCAUAUCCAAUUAACUGACCACUCCAUGUCCCUCAGUCCUGCUUCUAUACCAGAUUCACUAUCUUCAUCCUUCAUCCAAUGGGCUCUGGCCUGGUUAGACUCAAUCUUUGACCUGGUCUUGGUGGCAGAAUACUUUGAUGAGUCACUGGUGCUUCUGGCAGAUGCCCUGUGCUGGGGCCUGGAUGAUGUUGUAGGCUUUGUACAUAAUGCCCAGGCAACUAGUAUGAAGAGUGUCAAAGGUCACAAAGGAAUCAAAGAUCAUGGUGGAAUCAUGGAUAAACAAUUAGCUAAUAGGGCUAGAGCUUGGAAUAACCUAGACUGGGCUCUCUAUGUCCACUUCAAUCACAGCCUAUGGAACCGUGCAGACCGUUAUGGGAGGGUGAGGCUUGCUUCAGCAGUAGCCAAACUUCGAGCCCGUAGGUCAGCAUUGGCUUCUCACUGCCUUUUGGGGGGAGGAGCUGUGGAUCCUGGUCAAAUAGCUAACCUCCAGCUUCGUCCUUUCCAGUUUGGGGCCCGAGGGGUUCAGGGCUAUGUACUGAAAAAGGGGCUGAGCCCCCAAGACCAUGAAGAGUGUGAGCGCCUUGCUACUCCAGAAUUGCAAUAUAAAGACAAGCUAGAUGCCAAGCAGUUCCCCAAAGCUGCUUGGUCACCCUCCUACCCUUCUAAUGCCAUAAACCCAUGCCCCAAGGGCAACUGAGUUUAGAAAGGAGACACAGAAUUUAAUAAUAAAAGUGUUGGGUUGCCAAAGAGGACAAGGAACAGGACAAUUUGCUGCUGUAAAUCCUGCAGUUCCUUGAGAGCAGGUAUCAAACAGGGCCACACUGCCUCCAAGGCCCCAACUCUUCCCCAUUCCCCUUAGACUUCCAAAUAUCUAUCCCCUUAUCAAUCACUUCUUGCAUCUUUUUCAAGCCUUAUGGUAAGUUCCAUGUAACAACUCUCAACUCCCUAGAAGGGUCAAAAGGUUAAAAGUGGUGAAAUAAAAAACUCAGAAAUUUACCUUA
Messenger RNA from Antechinus flavipes (yellow-footed antechinus), 2840 nucleotides. RefSeq names its product galactose-3-O-sulfotransferase 4 (gene GAL3ST4). Gene Ontology annotation, molecular function: galactosylceramide sulfotransferase activity. NCBI's taxonomy places the organism in Eukaryota, Metazoa, Chordata, Mammalia, Dasyuromorphia, Dasyuridae. Gene Ontology annotation, cellular component: membrane. The coding region runs from base 1058 to 2536 and encodes 492 amino acids. The transcript is spliced from 7 exons. The record is from RefSeq and is a predicted model, not a curated record. Gene Ontology annotation, biological process: glycolipid biosynthetic process.